AUGGAAACACUGAAUACCAGCCGCUUCCACCCUGAAUAUUUCUAUCUGAUUGGAAUACCCGGCUUGGAGAGCUCCCACCUUCUCCUCUCCGUCCCGUUCUGCUCCAUGUAUCUCCUGGCCGUGUUGGGAAACUCAUUCUUGGUGUACGUGAUUGCAACUGAGGAACGUCUCCACCAGCCCAUGUACGUGUUCUUGGUCAUGCUGGCCAUCACCGACAUCUUCUUGUGCUCCUCCACUGUGCCAAAGACCAUCAGCAUAUUUUGGUUUAACUCCCACAGUAUUUUGUUUGAAUGCUGCCUCAUCCAGCUCUUCUUCAUUCACUAUCUUUUUGUCAUCGAGUCCUCGGUUCUCCUUACCAUGGCCUAUGACCGAUACAUCGCAAUCUGCUUCCCGCUUACGUACACCGUCACCCUAACAAACACAUUUAUGAGAAGGAUGGUCCUUCUGGUGACCACUCGGGCCUUCUGUAUAAUAACCCCUCUCGUCCUUCUUCUAAACCGGCUUCCGUACCUGGGGACCAACGUGAUAGCUCAUGCAUACUGUGAGCACAUGGCUGUGGCCCGGCUGGCGACGGCAGACAUACUAGUCAAUAGCGUGUAUGGGCUCGUCGCAGCUUUUUCCUCAACUGGUGUCGAUUUGAUAAUUAUUGUCAUGUCCUAUUUUGUCAUCUUCAGGGCUGUUCUCAGACUCCCUUCCACCGACGCUCAAUUCAAAGCUCUCAAUACAUGCAUGUCCCAUGUAUGCAUUAUACUCAUGUUCUACCUGCCAGCUUUCUAUUCUUUCAUCGCGCACAGGGUCGAUCGAGGCCACAUUCCGCCGUAUGUCCACAUCCUUUUGGCCAACCUCUACGUCAUCGUCCCCCCGAUGAUGAACCCCAUAAUCUACGGUGUUAGGACAAAAGAGAUUAGACAGAGAGCGAUGUUUGGCCGGUUCUACAGGAGGAGAAAAAACAUCAUAUCCCUUAACCUAAUUUCUGACAAUUAA
Spea bombifrons (plains spadefoot toad) is the source of this 984-nucleotide messenger RNA. Its product is annotated as olfactory receptor 52Z1P-like. The record is from RefSeq and is a predicted model, not a curated record. Gene Ontology annotation, molecular function: olfactory receptor activity; G protein-coupled receptor activity. Gene Ontology annotation, cellular component: membrane. Gene Ontology annotation, biological process: G protein-coupled receptor signaling pathway. The transcript has a single exon. The coding region runs from base 1 to 984 and encodes 327 amino acids. NCBI's taxonomy places the organism in Eukaryota, Metazoa, Chordata, Amphibia, Anura, Pelobatidae.